GCAAGCACAAAUGAAGCUGUAAAUUUCCUUUGCUAGUUCACUAGAAAAUGUGAAACUUGUACUUGCUCUCCCUGAUUUUAGGAAGCAAAAUGCAGUGUGCCACCAGGAGAAAAAGUGGAAGAAGUUGAACAACCCAGUGAUAUAGAAGAAGGAGGAUUAGACCUCAGUGUGUCACUCAAACCUGUCAGUUUCUACAUUGCAGACAAAAAAGAAAUGCUUCAGCAGUGUUUCUGUGUCAUAGGGGAGAAGAAACUACAGAAGAUGCUGCCUGAUAUUUUAAAGAACUGUUCCAUGGAUGAAAUCAAAAGGCUUUGCUUGGAGCAGUUGGAACUGUUAUCUGAAAAGAAACUAUUGAAGAUACUCGAAGGCAAGAUUGGAGCCGAUUCUGAUACAGAUGAGGAGGCAGAUGGAGGAGACAAGACUGGAGGUGAAUCAGUCAGUCAACAGGACAACAGUGUAGACUCUACUUCUUCUCUCAGAGAAGACAACAAGCUGGAAGGUCAGGAAUCAAAACAAGGCAAGGGAGAAGAUAGUGAUGUCCUCAGCAUAAAUGCAGAUGCAUACGAUAGUGACAUAGAAGGCCCAUGCAAUGAAGAAGAUGGCCCAGAUGUGCAAGAAAACACUUUCAGAAAUGGAGCCAGUCAGAUUGAUGACCUUCAGAAGGACAUUGAAAAAAGUGUGAAUGAGAUACUGGGACUGGCAGAGUCCAGCUCAAAGGAGCCCAAAGCAGCAACCUUAGCUGUUCCUUCAUCAGAAGAUGUUCAGCCAUCAGCACAGCAGCUGGAGCUUCUGGAGCUUGAGAUGAGGGCCAGAGCUAUUAAGGCUCUAAUGAAAGCUGGUGAUGUAAAAAAACAGCCCUGAGAUUGUUUAGAUUAAAUUUUCAGUAUUUGUUUUGAAGGAUGUGCUGUCUUUUCUCUUCAGUGCUAAAGUAUGUUUGGGUUGGGUGUGACAUUCCUCAUUUGAACCCUAUUUUGUAUGGUGACUGGUGGCUUAAGCCAUCAGUAGUUUUUUUCAUUGCCUUUAGUAUGCUGCCUUCAUGAAAUGCAUAGAGUGGUUGAUGCUUCACUGAGAUCCAGUCUCUGUGCUGGGUUAUCUCCUCAAGGAGUCACACAAAGUAUAGAGCUAUGCCAGGAACCUGAUGCCUUGCAGAAAGGUUGGGAGAAUCAAGGUCUUUAUAAUCCCAGCUUGUUAAACUACUUCAGAAACUUGAUUUAUACGUACUUCAUUAAAAAUACCAUUUUGAA
Messenger RNA from Athene cunicularia (burrowing owl), 1244 nucleotides. It is a transcript of the gene CAAP1, whose product is annotated as caspase activity and apoptosis inhibitor 1. The transcript has 5 exons. Bases 214 to 861 code for a protein of 215 amino acids. The record is from RefSeq and is a predicted model, not a curated record. Lineage: Eukaryota; Metazoa; Chordata; Aves; Strigiformes; Strigidae.